GUGAAAGUGGAACUUGAAAAAGCUUUGGCUGGAACCCAUUCCAAAUGUCUCCCUUGUUCUUUCUAACUGUGGUCACAGAUCCCUAUGAAAGUUACAUAUAGGUGAUUAAAUAUACCGCACUCUCUCCAUCUCCCGAGCAUUGCCUGCUGGUGUCCUAAGGGACCAGUUUUGUUCCUUUUCGAGAGAGAGAGAGAGAGAGAGAGAGAGAGAGAGAGAGAGAGAAAGAGAGAGAUUCUGGGUGCUUUGCUUAGUUGAAGAGUAACAAGUUCCAUAAAUAUUUUGUUGAAUGCCAAAAAAAAACCAAGGAGAGGGAAGCAGGAGAUGUUGAAAUGAUUAGUUAGUUUUAGUUAGCUCCCCAAUGAUUGAAUAUUCUGGCAGAUGUAGAUACUUCUAAUACCAGCCUCAUAGAAGAUAUCCCACAUUUAAUCCUCCUACCUGAAAAUGGACUUUCCUUCAUCUCAACCCCAGCAUCAUCAUCCAUACUGUCUCCAAACCCAGUUUCCUUCUGUCACCACUGGCUCUGGUUCGGUUCCUCUCAGCCUCUCCUAUGAGGUUGGAGAAGUUGGUAAUGCUGGCUUCUUUCACUCGCCAUUGUGUGUAAUGCCAGUCAAGUCAGAUGGGUCUCUUUGUCUCAUCGAAGCUCUCACUAGGUCACAGCCAGAAGGAAUGAUGCCAAGUUCAGAACCAAAGCUAGAGGACUUUCUUGGAGUUCACUACAAUGGAAGACAAGAUGGGGAAGCCCGGUUGGGAUACUCUGAGCUAGUGUACAGAGCAUCAAUGGAGGAAGAAACAAAUGGCAUGUCUCGCUUGGGAAACAUUGUCAGUGUUGAUGAUUGUGCAGUCUCUGGGAGUGUGAGUGUGAAUGGAAAAGAAUCUGGCGGUUUCUAUUCACCGAUUCAGUCCGGUUGUGUUUCCCUUACAGCUCCAAGGCAAUUCUCAUCAGCCAUCAACACCGAGUCAUUGGCCAUAGCAACCAGGAAGAGAGCACUAGAAGCGGACAAAAAGCUGCCUGUGCCUAGGAAGUCCAUUGACACAUUUGGCCAGAGGACAUCUCAGUACAGAGGAGUUACAAGGCAUAGAUGGACCGGUAGAUACGAAGCUCAUCUUUGGGAUAACAGUUGCAAGAAGGAGGGACAGUCUAGGAAAGGAAGGCAAGUUUACUUAGGGGGUUAUGAUACGGAAGAGAAAGCCGCAAGAGCGUAUGAUCUUGCCGCCCUCAAAUACUGGGGACCUUCGACUCACAUAAAUUUUUCGUUAGAAAAUUAUCGGAAAGAACUCGAGGAGAUGAAGACAAUGAGCCGCCUUGAAUACAUUGCCCACCUAAGGAGGAGAAGCAGUGGAUUCUCAAGGGGAGCUUCAAUAUACCGAGGAGUGACAAGACACCACCAGCAUGGAAGAUGGCAAGCUCGAAUUGGCAGAGUUACUGGAAACAAGGAUCUUUAUCUUGGGACAUUCACCACGCAAGAGGAAGCAGCUGAGGCGUACGACAUAGCAGCCAUCAAGUUUCGGGGUGUGAAUGCAGUCACCAAUUUCGACUCGUCGAGGUACAACGUCGAGAAGAUCAUGACCAGCAAUACCCUUCUCGCAGGAGAGCUCGUGAGGCGAAACAAAGAAGCUGCACCAAGAUAUGACAUGGGCUAUCUCACUAGUGGUGAAGCCAACGGGCCUGAGAGCAUCGACGGGAGUGGCUUAGGCUGGAACAUGGUUCUACACGAGUCCCCUCGGGGACAACCCGAUGAUGUUGCUAAAUCACUAGAUCAGAAAUCGUUUGCCAGGAGUAACCAAAUUUCAUCAUUGUCUAUGGCGCUGCAGCACAUUUCGGAUGAGGGGAAUAGAGGACGUGCUAGUUUUGCAGAUCCAUCCUCUACUGUCACCAGUCUAGGCAGCUUGCAAGAUGGUGCCCCUGAUAGAACGUGCUCGAAUAUGCUGCUUGGAAAGCCUGUAUCAGUUCCUGAGUUUACUAAUGCUCCAGGCUGCAUAAGCUCUUGGUUGCACUCAACCCGGCUCAUUCCGGCUCCAAUCUCCGGUUCCCGGUCGCCAGUUUUUACAGCAUCGAGUGAAAUCUAGCUAGUGCUUCUGGAAUAUCCGUUGGUCAAGUAGUGAAACUAAGAAUGGAAAAGCUAAAAGCCUGAGAAGCUAGGUGAAAGGAAACUUUUUGAAAGCAUGAAAGUUAAAGGCUUGUGUCGGGAAUAUUGAGAUGUUGCAAAUUGGAGGGAAGUGGUUAGACAGAGAUUCACAGAGCUAAUGAUUAAUGGCAAUUGCAUGAUUGAUGAGCUUUUCAAUUGAGGUCCUGCUAAGUACAAAAUCACUGGGAAUGCUCCUCCAUAUGCUGAGAAAGGCUUUUUACUUUGACCAUGCAAUCUCACUCUCUGUUUCUCAAUCCGAACUUCACCAACAUGAUUACAAUCCUAUCGCAGAAUUCUGGAUAUGGAGAUUCUGUUUAAGCUUGUUUUAGGAUUUCGUGGUCAUAAUUAUUAGCACUUUGUUUA
Messenger RNA from Syzygium oleosum, 2489 nucleotides. Its product is annotated as AP2-like ethylene-responsive transcription factor AIL1. The record is from RefSeq and is a predicted model, not a curated record. Gene Ontology annotation, molecular function: DNA-binding transcription factor activity; DNA binding. The transcript is spliced from 9 exons. Lineage: Eukaryota; Viridiplantae; Streptophyta; Magnoliopsida; Myrtales; Myrtaceae. Gene Ontology annotation, biological process: regulation of DNA-templated transcription. The coding region runs from base 442 to 2067 and encodes 541 amino acids.